AUGCAGUACCGCUUCCUGAACACUGACCAAACUGGCCCUCCGUCCCUUGGGAAUGUGGUGCGCGUUGAGUAUUACGUCAACGAGAACACCUUCAAGGAGAGACUACACCUUUUCUGUGUUAAGAGCCAACAGUCAAGCCUACGCGUCCGAAUUUUCACUUUACUGGUCAAGUUAUUAACGUGUGUUUUCUACAUCAUACGGGUGUGCAUUGAUGACAAACCCAUCCAUGCCUCUUGCUACGGGUGUCCAGAAGAACAAGGACAUAAAUCUACUACCUUGAAUACGGGAAGCAAGACCGAUGAGCAGUUCCAGGAGCGCAUCAUCAACUGGCGGGCGGUGUGGUGGGUAACCGGCCGACGUGGCUAUGGAUCCUGCAAGCUGGCGGGCGCCGUCAUUCGCUGUCCGAGCGCUGCUGCCGCCUAUCUGAAUUACAAGGGAAACAUCUGGCAGACGUUAAGAUCGUUUUAUUUUCUUCUCGAGUUGGUCAAUACUGUACCUUUUAUUCUAACACUAUGUUGGCCUCCGCUAAGAAACCUUUUCGUGCCCGUGUUCCUCAACUGCUGGCUGGCCAAACAUGCUCUCGAAAAUAUGUUCAACGAUUUGCACCGCGCUAUGCAACGCUCUCAAUCAGCUCUCAGUCAGCAGCUUAUGAUACUCUCAGCAACCUUCAUGUGUCUCGUCUUCACCAGCGUGUGCGGGAUCCAGCACUUCCAGCGCGCCGGCCACCGCCACCUCAACCUCUUUCAGGCCGUCUACUACGUCAUCGUCACCUUCUCCACGGUCGGAUACGGAGACUUCGUGCCCGACAUCUGGCCGUCGCAGCUGUUCAUGGUCAUCAUGAUCUGCGUGGCGCUCAUCGUCCUCCCGACGCAGUUCGAGCAGCUCGCCUUCACGUGGAUGGAGAGGAAGAAGCUGGGAGGCACGUACUCGGCCCACCGCGCGCACGAGCGGCACGUGGUGGUGUGCUCCACCAACCUGCAAGCGGACACCAUCAUGGACUUCCUCAAUGAGUUCUAUGCUCAUCCACAUUUGCAGGACUACUUUGUGGUGCUACUCUCUCCCAUGGAGUUGGACCCCACUAUGAAGAUGAUCCUGCAGGUGCCGAUGUGGGCGCAGAGGGUCAUCUACAUCCAGGGGUCAUGUCUGAAGGACGGUGACCUGACCCGGGCGAGAAUGAGCGAAGCCGAGGCGUGCUUCAUCCUGGCGGCGAGACACUACGCGGACAAGACGGCGGCGACCCUCCAUCCUUCUCACUUCCCCGCCCACCCACCCGCAGGACGAACAACCAUCCUGCGUUCCUGGGCGGUGAAGGACUUCGCGCCCAACGUGCCCCAGUACGUGCAGAUCUUCCGGCCGGAGAACAAACUGCACGUAAAAUUCGCGGAACACGUGGUGUGCGAGGACGAGUUCAAGUACGCCCUGCUCGCGAAUAACUGCAUGAGCCCCGGGAUCUCCACUUUAGUAACCUUGCUACUGCACACUUCCCGCGGACAGGAAGGCCAGGCGUCGCAGGAGGACUGGCACCGCUUGUACGGGAAGUGUUCGGGCAAUGAAAUUUAUCACAUUAAGUUAGGGGAUUCUCGCUUCUUUGGCGAGUAUGAAGGGAAGAGCUUCACUUAUGCGAGCUUUCAUUCACAUAGAAAAUACGGCGUUGCCUUGGUCGGGGUCCGGCCUGCCGAGUUACCCGAGUUCUACGAGGACACGAUCUUGCUGAACCCUGGACCUCGACACAUAAUGAAGAAAACAGACAUUUGCUUCUACAUGAGCAUCACCAAAGAAGAGAACAGUGCCUUUGUUGUGGGAACAGGUGCAAGCAGCAGCAGCAGUCAGGAGGGCAGGGCUGAGCCGGAGGACCCUGCCACGAAGGACCCGGAGAAGGGCAUGAAGCUGAGCGAGUGCGAGGACCGUCCCAAGCCGAGAUCAGUUUCUGUCAACGAGCUGCAGAAGAAGCUCGAGGAGGAGGUGGACCGCAGGAGAGAGAGGUGGGAGGAGGAGCAGGGGAAACACCUCUCGGGAGAGGAGGCGCUCAUGUCCUCCACCAGGAAGAACCUCGUCCAGCAGGAGGGGGAGGCCUCGACCGACCUGCGCAAGAGCUUCCCACGACACAAGCUGGAGAGAGAAGACACCACCAAGUCGAACAGUCCGUCCCUGAGUGGAGGCAACUUCCUGGAUGUCCCUCGUUCAGAUACUCUGGGUAACGUGUCUGAUAAGAGGCCAGAGACGCGGCGGCCUUCCAUCCUUCCUGUCCCGGACAUGUUCACGGGGUCGACCUUGAACAUCGCCGGCCAAGAGCGAGGGAGCGACGAGGCCUCGGGGGAGAGCGAGGACGAGCUGGACGACGUGCCCUGGAGGUCGCCCUCGGAGAUGAUCGCGAUCGUGAAGGGGUUCCCGCCCGUGUCUCCCUACAUCGGAGUCAGCCCUACCCUCUGUUACCUCUUGAAGGAGAAAAAGCCACUCUGCUGCCUACAGUUAGCCCAGGUGUGCGAGCACUGCAGCUACAGAAGUGCCAAGGAAUACAACUGGCAAAACCGCGCUGUGAUCCUAGCUGCUGACUACGCUAGCAAUGGCAUCUAUAACUUCCUCAUACCUCUCAGAGCUCAUUUCCGACCAAAGACCUCGUUAAACCCCAUUAUCUUGUUGUUGGAGCGCAGACCUGACGUGGCCUUCCUCGAUGCCAUCUCGUGGUUUCCUCUCAUCUACUGGAUGCUUGGCUCAAUCGAUUGUCUGGACGACCUCCUCCGUGCAGGGAUCAAUUUGGCCGAAAACGUCGUUGUGGUGAACAAGGAACUGAACAACUCUGCCGAGGAAGACACUCUCUCAGAUUGUAAUACUAUUGUUGCCGUCCAGACUAUGUUCAAGUUUUUCCCGAACAUCAAGAUCAUCACAGAACUGUCUCAGUCAUCGAACAUGCGCUUCAUGCAGUUUAGGGCUCGGGAUGCAUAUGCCCUCCACCUGUCUAAGAUGGAAAAGGGCAGCCUCUACACUGUAGGGCAGGGCGGGCGGCGUGAAUCUCGUCGCGCGCGGUCCCGCUCGUUCCGGCGGCGCCCCGCCCCCCGGCGACCCAUUUACUACUCCGAAGUCAUUAAUCAGCUGGAGCGGCGGGAGAAGGAACGGGGAUCGCACAUCUCCUAUAUGUUUCGGCUGCCUUUCGCUGCAGGGAGUGUGUUCUCAGCCAGCAUGCUAGACACGCUGCUGUACCAGGCGUUCGUCAAGGACUACCUCAUCACCUUCGUUCGCCUGCUGCUCGGGGUGGACCAGGCGCCGGGCUCGGGGUUCCUCACCUCGAUGAAGAUCGGCAAGCAGGACCUGUGGAUCCGAACGUACGGCCGCCUGUACCAGAAGCUCUGCUCCACCACCUGCGAGAUCCCCAUCGGCAUCUACAGAACCAUAGACACCAGCAACAUGGAACCCGGGAAUAAUGAUGGAGACGCCUCGGACACUGGCCAUUCAUAUUCACACUUAUACGACACCACCUCUUGUUUUUUAUGCCAAAGCAACCAAAACUCGAUGUUCUCGCUCAACAUCUCGGACGACCCCAAGGAGGGCCACAGCAACCUCAUCGAGAGAGCGGAGAUCGCGCAGCUCGUGAGGUCCCGGAUGCAGAGUCUCGGUCUUCCCCCGGAAGAUUAUGACGAUGUCUCCGAGAAGCGCAAUUCCUUGUCCUUUGUUAUCAUCAACCCUUCCUGUGAUCUCAAACUGGAAGAAGGCGAUAUAGUGUACCUCAUCAGACCGAGUCCGUUCUCGGCGCAAAAGACCUUCGAGCGACACAACUCGAGACGAAAGUCCAACAUUUCCCUUUGUGAUACUCGGCGGCGAAGCACGACCUUCUCGCGACCGCCGCCUCUGACGUCGGCGCCCAAGUCGAACUCGCUAAGCUUACCAGACAGUCCGCAGAUAUCUCCAGGUCCUUUCCUAACGUCCCCAUUAGAGUCCCUUCACGUCCCCAUGUCCCCCAAAACAGGAUUUGUCCGGGGGCGCUCAAACUCCUUGCGCGUCGACGACAUUCUCAUGCGGCGCUCCAACUCGCUGCGCUUCGGCCUCGAGGCCACGCGCAAGAUCAACAGCUUCGAGGAGCUGGGCAUCAGCCCCAUCACGCCGCUGACCCGCGACGAGCGCACGGGCUCCAUCAAGAUCCCCGUCAACGGCUCCAUCGGCCUCGAGGUCACUCCGCCUGAGGAGUGCGGGUCCGAAGCCUCCGUUCCUUCUAUCCAGCUCCAGGGCACCAUUGUCUGACCACCGCCAUCGCCUCGACCGGCGCGUGUAUGGUUCCACAUGGGCGGAGUGCGCGGCUACUCGCCCAGCCGCACGCAGAGACUCUGACAGCCGGCGGCCUCCCGCCCUGCGCGGCGCUCGUCUCUCGGCCCGCUAUCCUGGCCGCAUGCGCAGUGACGGAGGGAGGCCGAGGAAAUAGAAAGGGUCGCGAUGGCCCCCACUUGUUUUCUAUUUAGAAAAUCUAAAAUGCCUCCGGUGAUGUUCUAAGUGCUUUGUUCCGAUUGCAUUUCUCUUUGACAAUAGCCAAGGUUUUGGGGCAUUGGGUACAAACGUAGGGCGAGGUCAGUUUUUUAGUGAAUUACGCAUAUUACAAAUCGCUUUGCUUGUGUGAGUGAAUGGAAGUGACGUGAAGAAAAGUGCGGAUUCAGAUAUUAUUUUUGUUUAGGUUUAAGUCCUUGAAACACAAAUGACUUUAGAAUUUGAGUGUAAGGAUAUAUAUGAUUGCCAACACGACAGACUUUACCUUCUGUGAAGGGGUUAUUGUGCCCUACAUCGAGAUAGGCCACAAAGCUCCUUAUUUCAUUGUGAGCCUAUCGUGUAUGGUGCUUUGAAACUCUGUGGCAAA
Messenger RNA from Penaeus vannamei (Pacific white shrimp), 4837 nucleotides. NCBI's taxonomy places the organism in Eukaryota, Metazoa, Arthropoda, Malacostraca, Decapoda, Penaeidae. The record is from RefSeq and is a predicted model, not a curated record.